AUGUUUAUCUCAAUUGCAGUCGCUACUUUAUUCACAGUAUGCUAUAUGAUAUUCCUUCGCCGGCAACUGCCGCAGCAAUCCUGCCGACUACCCCCGGGCCCCCCAACGCUUCCUAUCCUGGGCAACCUGCAUCAAAUUCCGAAGGAACACUUAUGGCGCACGGUGAAACAUUGGCACGACCAGUACGGCCCCAUUAUCUGCGCCCGGUUCGGGAGUCUGAAAAUGAUUCUGUUGGGCUCCUACGAAGUGACGCAUGACUUGCUUGAGAAGCGCGGGACCAACUAUAGCUCACGGCCGAAGUUCCUGGCUGAUCGAGUCAGCAACGGCCUCCUUCCAACCUUCCUGCCCUUUAAGGAGAAAUGGAAGGCCCACCAUCGCUUGCAUACCUCCUUGCUGACGAUCCAGGCGAGCAAGCACUAUCAGGUAGUACAGGAUGUCGAAAGCAAGCAGAUGAUUUAUGAGCUGCUGAGCAGCGCGGACUUUUCCGCCCAGUUCCAGCGGUAUGCGUCCAGCCAGAUCUUUUCUCUCGCAUAUGGCAAACGCAUGCCCCGCGGUGACGAGCCGGAAGUCCGUGAACUAGAAGACGUCAUGAAUGGCAUCUUGCAGAGUAUCAGUCUGGGUGAGGAAGUCUUCCCUAUCUUGAAGUGGCUGCCGGACCGGCUGGCACCGUGGAGACGUCAGGCGGACCAUUUACCCAAGAGACAAACCGAGAUCUUUAGCCGAAAUAUGCAGCUGGCUUCCGAGUCUGUCUCGUGGAAUUGGGCCAAGGCGGCGAAACGCCUCAACCGAGCCCUGGGGUUAAGUGAGCCGGAGCUGUGGUACAACGUUGGCGCACUCUAUGAGGCUGGCACGGAUAGUACGGCGAUCGUGCUCGAGGUCUUCGUCAUGGCCUGUGUGUUGCAUCCGGGUGUUGUGCGGCGGGCCCAUGAAGAGCUGGAUUCCGUGGUUGGCAUGCGUAUGCCCACCUUCGAGGAUCUCCCGAGGCUACCAUAUGUUCGGGCCAUUGUGAGUGAGGUGUUUCGCUGGCGACACCCCAGCCCCGGGGGCCUGCAUCACGCGGCCGACGAGGAUGAUAUCUACCGCGGAUUCCUGAUCCCCAAAGGUAUCGCCGUGGUGGCCAAUCAUUUCUCUCUGGACACCGAUGAGAGCAUUUUUGAGCGCCCGUUUGACUUCGAUCCUGAUCGGUGGAUUCAGAACCCACGCCUUCCUGUCAGUGCCUUUGGGUUCGGUCGUCGAUCUUGCCCGGGCUUGUAUGUAGGACAGAACUCCGUAUCCAUUGCCAUUGCACGGCUUCUAUGGGCGUACGACAUUGGCCAUGCCUAUGAGGGUGGCCGAAGGCUCGAGGUUGACUCUUGGAAUCUGACUCAGGGUAUUGGUGUCCGACCCAGUCCCUUUAAGGCAUCAUUUCACAUCAGGGGUGAAAAGCGACAUGAGAUCAUCAUCCAGGCUUGGGAGCAGGCGGAGAAAGACAUUGAUACCUUGCUGGAAUGGGCGAGUUAUAGGGCACCCAUUGUGGAUUCUUGA
Aspergillus pseudotamarii is the source of this 1524-nucleotide messenger RNA. RefSeq names its product cytochrome P450. Gene Ontology annotation, molecular function: heme binding; oxidoreductase activity, acting on paired donors, with incorporation or reduction of molecular oxygen; iron ion binding. Bases 1 to 1524 code for a protein of 507 amino acids. The transcript has a single exon. Lineage: Eukaryota; Fungi; Ascomycota; Eurotiomycetes; Eurotiales; Aspergillaceae. The record is from RefSeq and is a predicted model, not a curated record.